GGAAUGAACAAACCGGGUUGUCUUUACGUUGAAAUUGACACCACCCUUUAGACCCUUUUUGACUGGACUCACCAUCACCAAAUUGAGGAGAGAGAAAGUUCAAUACUUUAAUGGAAGCUCAAUCAACCAAGUUGCAGUAGCAGCAACAGAAGAAGAAGUAGAGAUAGAUUGUUAAUAAGAGUGAUGAAGAUGAAAGGAUGUGCAGAAAGUGGAGGUUGCCCAACUGACUAUGUUGCUGUUUCUGUAUCUGCUCUUUCCCUUUUACUGCUUCUUGCCCGUUCAGCAUUCCCGUUCCUGUUUUACAAGUUGUCAAUUCCGAAAGGCAGUGCCUUUUGGGUUCCGGCUAUGCAGAUUCUAGCUAGCAUCAACUUUUUGGUAUCUGUUGUGAUGUCAGUCAAUUUGAUCAAAAUUGAGAGAAGACAUUGGUGGCAGUCUUGCUAUUUUUGGGCAGUUUGGCUUGAAGGACCAUUUGGAUUUGGUUUAUUGCUUAGCUGCCGCAUAGUGCAGGUCUACCAUCUCUAUUUCAUUUUUGUCAAGAAGCGGUUACCACCUAUAAGGUCACAUAUUUUUCUCCCAUUGGCUCUACUCCCUUGGGUUGCUGGAGCUGCGCUUAUACACUUGAAGAAACCAUUAAACUAUAGAUGUCAAAUGUCUGCCCGGUGGGUCACUCCAAUGAUGGUCCUACACUCUGUAUAUGUUGUUGCAUUUGUUGGGUUGACAAGGUCCAUUCAGCAUGUGAAUUUCAGAUUUGACGAACUCAAAGACCUUUGGCGGGGAGUAGUUGUUUCUACGCUUUCUGUUGUUUUCUGGGUGGUUGCCUACAUUCUGAAUGAAAUUCACGAAGAUGUUGAAUGGCUUCGAGUUGGGUCCAGGUUGCUGCUUGCAAUUACGACAAGCAUAUUCAUAUUGGCAUUCUUCACUUAUUCAAGUUCGCAACCACUUCUCUCACAAAUAAGCUUGAGGAAACGGGAGUGCCCGAGAUACGAAAGCAUGGGUCAAGCUUUAGGCAUUCCUAACAAUGGGAUUCAACUACAGAGACAAACAACACCUGUUGAUUGCAAUGACCCUUUGGAUAAGCUUCUUUUGAAUAAAAGUUUUCGUCAAUCCUUCAUGGCUUUUGCUGACAGUUGUUUGGCUGGUGAGAGUGUUCACUUUUAUGAAGAAGUGUUGGAGCUCGGGGAAUUACCUACAGAUGACUCCGUAAGAAGAAUCUAUAUGGCAAGGCACAUUAUUCAAAAGUACAUCGUUGCAGGGGCUCCAAUGGAAGUGAACAUAUCCCACCGCACUCGACAACAAAUUUUGAAUUCUGGUGAUCUUGCUCAUCCCAAUUUAUUCAAAACUGCUCUCAAUGAGCUGUUGCAAUUGAUAAAAACGAACUUGGGAAGGGAUUACUGGUCAUCCAUGUACUACAUGAAGUUUAAAGAAGCUGGUGCAAAAGCAAACAGCCAUGGUGAUUUGGAGUCGUCUAUGUCAGUGAGCUGGAAUGUGACUCCACGACUCAGUUAUGUUCACGCAGCUGAUGAUCCUUUUCACCAAAACUAUCUCUUCAAAGCUUCUGAUCUUACUCCAUCACAACAAUGAUCAUCAUCGAUCAACAUUAUCUUACAAGUAAAUGAUGUAUAUUAUAUUAUACAGCUGCUGGUAGUUUCAGAUUACAUGUUACAUAUUAUCUGAUACAGAUUACUGAACCAUUGAUGUAUACUUUGCUACUAAUUUUAUUAAUAUUAUACUUUCUCCGCCACUUAA
This is a messenger RNA of Spinacia oleracea (spinach), 1746 nucleotides long. Its product is annotated as regulator of G-protein signaling 1. The transcript is spliced from 11 exons. The record is from RefSeq and is a predicted model, not a curated record. The coding region runs from base 184 to 1581 and encodes 465 amino acids. NCBI's taxonomy places the organism in Eukaryota, Viridiplantae, Streptophyta, Magnoliopsida, Caryophyllales, Amaranthaceae.